CCCCACCCCUGCCCCUCCCAGCACUGCCUGGAAGUGUGGGGCGAGAGCUCCUCCUAGGACACCCCUUUCCCCUUGGGGAAAGAAUUGUGCCCCCCAGGCCCUUCCCCGCGGAGGUCCCUCUUCUCCUUCCCCAUCAUCUCCACCUCCUGGGACAGAAAGUGCCUCCACCGGCAUCCCCAGGCGUCCAGCCUCCAGGGCCCGCUGGCCCCACAGCAGGCAAGCUGAGAUGACGGUCAAGCUAGAUUUCGAGGAGUGUCUCAAGGACUCACCCCGUUUCCGAGCCUCUAUUGAACUGGUGGAAGCCGACGUGUCAGAAUUGGAGACCCGUCUGGAAAAGCUCCUGAAACUGGGCACUGGUCUCCUGGAAAGUGGGCGCCAUUACCUUGCUGCCAGCCGUGCCUUCAUUGUCGGCAUUUGUGACCUGGCCCACCUGGGUCCACCAGAACCCAUGAUGGCGGAGUGUCUGGAAAAAUUCACCGUGAGCCUGAACCACAAGCUGGACAGCCAUGCGGAGCUUCUAGAUGCCACCCAACACACACUGCAGCAGCAGAUCCAGACCCUGGUCAAAGAAGGUCUUCGGGGUUUCCGAGAGGCUCGCCGGGAUUUCUGGCGGGGGGCUGAGAGCCUGGAGGCUGCCCUGACCCACAACGCGGAGGUUCCCAGGCGCCGGGCCCAGGAGGCAGAAGAGGCAGGAGCUGCUUUGAGGACGGCGCGAGCUGGCUACCGGGGACGGGCACUGGAUUAUGCCCUGCAGAUCAAUGUGAUUGAGGACAAGAGGAAGUUUGACAUCAUGGAGUUUGUGCUGCGUUUGGUGGAAGCCCAAGCUACCCAUUUCCAGCAGGGCCACGAGGAGCUGAGCCGGCUGUCCCAGUAUCGAAAGGAGCUGGGUGCCCAGUUGCACCAGCUGGUCUUGAAUUCUGCACGAGAGAAGAGGGACAUGGAGCAGAGACACGUGCUGCUGAAACAGAAGGAGCUGGGUGGGGAGGAGCCAGAACCAAGCUUAAGAGAGGGGCCCAGUGGCCUGGUGAUGGAAGGACAUCUCUUCAAACGGGCCAGCAACGCAUUUAAGACCUGGAGCAGACGCUGGUUCACCAUUCAGAGCAACCAACUGGUUUACCAGAAGAAGUACAAGGACCCUGUGACUGUGGUGGUGGAUGACCUUCGUCUUUGCACAGUGAAACUCUGCCCUGACUCAGAAAGGCGGUUCUGCUUUGAGGUGGUGUCCACCAGCAAGUCCUGCCUCCUCCAGGCUGACUCAGAGCGCCUCCUGCAGCUGUGGGUCAGUGCUGUGCAGAGCAGCAUCGUUUCUGCCUUCAGUCAGGCUCGCCUUGAUGACAGCCCCCGGGGUCCAGGCCAGGGCUCGGGACACCUGGCCAUAGGCUCUGCUGCCACCCUGGGCUGCGGUGGAAUGGCCAGGGGAAGGGAGCCUGGGGGAGCCGGGCACGUGGUGGCACAGGUCCAGAGUGUGGAUGGCAAUGCCCAGUGCUGCGACUGCCGGGAGCCAGCCCCAGAGUGGGCCAGCAUCAACCUUGGUGUCACCCUCUGCAUUCAGUGUUCCGGCAUCCACAGGAGCCUUGGUGUUCACUUCUCCAAAGUCCGGUCUCUGACCCUUGACUCAUGGGAGCCAGAACUAGUGAAGCUCAUGUGCGAGCUGGGAAAUGUCGUCAUCAACCAGAUCUAUGAGGCCCGUGUGGAGGCCAUGGCAGUGAAGAAACCAGGGCCCAGCUGCUCCCGGCAGGAGAAGGAGGCCUGGAUUCAUGCUAAAUAUGUGGAGAAGAAGUUCCUGACCAAGCUGCCUGAGAUUCGAGGGCGAAGAGGUGGCCGGGGGCCCCCAAGGGGGCAGCCUCCUGUGCCCCCAAAGCCUUCCAUCAGGCCCCGGCCAGGGAGCUUGAGAUCCAAGCCAGAGCCCCCCUCUGAGGACCUGGGAAGCCUGCACCCCGGGGCCUUGCUGUUUCGAGCGUCUGGGCAUCCUCCAUCUCUUCCCACCAUGGCCGAUGCCCUUGCCCAUGGAGCUGAUGUCAACUGGGUCAAUGGGGGCCAAGAGAAUGCCACGCCGCUGAUCCAGGCCACAGCUGCUAAUUCUCUUCUGGCCUGUGAGUUUCUCCUCCAGAACGGGGCGAAUGUGAACCAAGCAGACAGUACGGGCCGGGGCCCGCUGCACCACGCAACCAUUCUUGGCCACACAGGGCUCGCCUGCCUGUUCCUGAAACGGGGGGCUGAUCUGGGGGCUCGAGACUCUGAAGGCAGGGACCCUCUGACCAUCGCCAUGGAAACAGCCAACGCUGACAUCGUCACCCUGCUACGACUGGCAAAGAUGAGGGAAGCUGAAGCGGCCCAGGGGCAGGCAGGAGAUGAGACGUAUAUUGACAUCUUCCGCGACUUCUCCCUCAUGGCGUCAGACGACCCGGAGAAGCUGAGCCGGCGCAGCCACGACCUCCACACGCUGUGACCCCAGGCCCUAAGGGUCUGCGCCUCCCUCCCCUCCCCGUCACCGGGCCCUCUGCCAUUAAAGCUUCCGUGCUUCCCUC
Chlorocebus sabaeus (green monkey) is the source of this 2528-nucleotide messenger RNA. RefSeq names its product ArfGAP with coiled-coil, ankyrin repeat and PH domains 1 (gene ACAP1). Gene Ontology annotation, molecular function: GTPase activator activity; protein binding. The record is from RefSeq and is a predicted model, not a curated record. Lineage: Eukaryota; Metazoa; Chordata; Mammalia; Primates; Cercopithecidae. Gene Ontology annotation, cellular component: cytoplasm.